GUAUUUCGUGACAUGAAAGCGAGCUAGAGGAUUCAUAACCUACCAGAAAAUUAUCAUUGCCGAUUACUCCAUACAUAACAUGGCUGUAAGAAAUUGUAUUCUAAUAUUGGGGAUUAUUUGCAGCCUUAUUUCAAAUUCAAAGGGAAUUACAGAACAGGAUACAGUAGCCUUCAAGAAAUGUAAGGAAGAAAACGGAAUGACAGCUGCAGAUGAAGUUAGUGCAAAGAGUUCUUUGUUAAAUGACACGAUCACAGAUACCCAGAAGUGUUAUUGGGUGUGUUUACUAACUGCCUUCGGUGAAAUAAAUGCUGACGGUUCACUCAACGAGGAAAAUGCAGUUAAAGAAUUUAAGGACUUGAUCGCCCAUCACAAGAUCCAGUACUCCGACGAAGAACUCAAGUCGGACGUUGCGGAUUGUGCGAAAAUAAGAGGCGACAGUACGUGUGAUAAAGCAUUUGCACCAUGGAAAUGUUUAAUGGAUAUUGGAAAACGACUCUAUCGCAAAAUUAUGAGCACGGAUAUUCGCCAUGGCUGAGUUACCACAUACAAUAUUUGUCACGACUGGUUUAUGUAACCUUAAUUUUAAUGUUUUCAAAAUAUAUUGUGCAUUUCAAAUAUUCCUUGGCUGGACGUUGACGGAAAAUGUACUCACUGUAUUAAACCCAACAAAUAUAAGCAACAGAGCCAAUAUUCUCUGCAAAUUAUAAAACAAAAAUACUUUACGACGAUUAUACAUUAUAUAUCAAGUUGUAAACAAGUUUGCUAUAAAAUGGAGCUGAAGACAUCGUUUGUUACAUUCGUAAUAAUAUUCUGCUUGCCGAAAGUUGUUCCUCAGAGUUCAGAUGUAAGUAAAAUUUUGCUUCCAAGGCAUUUCAACUUUCAACAGCGUGCUUAUUUCAAACUACAAGGACUCAGAAGUUGUCAGUAACAGUUCCGUAAAAUCAUCUCGUGUGCAGUGUGUGUAACGUAAAACGUGUAUCUUAUUUUAAGUUAUACUCUGACUAAAAGAAAUUAUACAUCUAAAUACCAAAUGCA
Zootermopsis nevadensis is the source of this 1035-nucleotide messenger RNA. RefSeq lists its product as uncharacterized. Lineage: Eukaryota; Metazoa; Arthropoda; Insecta; Blattodea; Termopsidae. Gene Ontology annotation, molecular function: odorant binding. The record is from RefSeq and is a predicted model, not a curated record.